Messenger RNA from Trichoderma harzianum CBS 226.95, 927 nucleotides. RefSeq lists its product as hypothetical. Bases 98 to 883 code for a protein of 261 amino acids. NCBI's taxonomy places the organism in Eukaryota, Fungi, Ascomycota, Sordariomycetes, Hypocreales, Hypocreaceae. The transcript has 4 exons. The record is from RefSeq and is a predicted model, not a curated record.
AAGCCUUCGUUCUUGCAAUUACUACCACUCACGAGGUGGCGAUUCUCAGUAGCCGCAAUUCCGUCAUAUCAACUUCCAUCUGUGGCGAGUAAUUGCUAUGGCUGGUUGGCGUUGGAUGGGGAAGCCGCGUAGGCGCGCUUGGCCGCCCUUUGCACAAUCGACGUCGUUUUAUUACGUGUCGCCUCGGGGAGUAAACAUACAUCUUCUAGGGCACAUGGGCCUCAAUCUGCAUGUGCCCAAGAUAGAUGUGGCCACCUGGCUGCACCAACAGACAGUAAGAAAUGGCCAUCCCCCGUUCGCUAAAAAGUCUCGAAAACUCUUCUCUGACUGCCUCAAGACCGUUUCGGAUUUUGAGAAUAUCCCCGUUCAACCUCGGCCGGCGAACAACGAACACCCAAGAUGGACAUGGAAACCGUUGAGGGACCGAAUGUUUAGGUUGUCAGGCAUCAGAGCCGAAUGUUUAGGUUGUCAGGCAUCAGAGGCAAGAAGAGAAAACGAGAAAGCGAUGACGGAUGCUUUCAUCCACAGAAAUCAUACUACUCAAAGGAGGCACGAUCAAACAUGUUACGGAGGAGGAGAUGAAAUACGACGAUGUGAAGCCUCGCAGUUUACGCGAAAUCCUUUACCCCGAGCUCGAAUUUCUAGGCAUAUCCAUUUUCCUCCAUUGCAGCGGCUAUCUCUCCCGACUGUACAUCCCUUCGUCCGCACCAAAGUGGCCCAAUCACUCAAUUCCAAGCGAAUCGACGCCAUCUUCCAGCUUCAACUCUGCCUUGCCAGGAUCAACCAAUGGCAAGCGGAGGACAGAAAAACCGAGACCGAGAAGAUUUUGAACACCCACGCGUUAAAUUAUACGCCUGCUUUCUGGAAUUCGGGCACUGGCUGAAUAGACAUUCCCCUACCCCCAUGAAAUACGCUUUUGUUGAGCCG